AUGUUUGCAUUUUAUCUGCUGUACAUAUCUCUCGUAAAUGCCAAUGCAGUGAUUCCCUCAGUUUUCCGUAACCGCCUUCUUCGAAGUGUUAAUCAGCAUGGACAUGGAGAGCUUGUUUUUGCGCAUGCCGUAAGUAUUUUUUUUUAAAUCUUUUUUGGGAAAACAGAAUUAAAAAAAAAGACUUUUCGGAAAGCAGAAUUAAAAAAAUUUUUUUUUGGGAAAGCAGAAUUAAAAAAAUUUUUUUUUGGAAGAGCAGAAUUAAAAAAAAUUUUUUGGGAAAGCAGAAUUUAAAAAAAAAAUGUUUUGGAAAACAGAAUUUAAAAAAAAAUUUUUUUUGGGAAAGCAUAAUUUUUUAACUGAAAUUAUGUAUUUAAAACACGUUUUUUCUAAGCUUGGAGAGCCCUGGCUACACGAAAAAUCAAACUGCUUCAUUUUUCUUUAAACUUGGAAAACUGUAGCUACGUACCAUUCUAAGAAACUUUCCCGUUAACUUUUUUUCGAAAUCUUACUGUACUUUGGGUUACGGUAACAUGACUCAUUUUGUCAUAACUCGGGAACCAGAUGUCGUAGCGAGACGGGGUCUUUACCAGUGUGUUCAGCGUGCCGAAAGAUGGCUUUUUGUUAGCUACACCAAGUUUCUAGGACCCCGGGAAGUGGCAAAAAAAUUUGAAUAUUUAUGCAAAAAUUCAAAAAUAUGCAAAUUUCUCGAAAAUUUAACCAAAAUUAUGCUCAUUUUUAUUUCAUAUUUUGAAAGUAGAGGACAUAGCGGUUUCAAUGGUGUAAAAAACUUGAACGUGCGAACCGAGCUGUCUGAGAACGGGCUGUUUGAAGUUGGGGCACCCAGUCAUGAAUGAGCAAAAAAUCGGGGUAAACUGUAUAAAAUCAUUGUUAAACGGCAAGAAUGGAAAGUAAAUUUUGUUAUUACAUUGUAUCGGUCACAAUAGAAGAUUUUCCACAUAAUUUUCAUAAAUUUGCAUAUUUUGGAAUUUCUUGCAUUUACGGGUGCAUCAGCCGCCAGAUAGGCGUGGACAUGGCAAAAAUCGGUUUUGAGUUUUUUACAUUAAAAUGACUGUUGGAAGGUAUUAAGCAAAAGCGAACAAUAUUUUUUCCCAAAUCCUUCAUUAAGGUAUAUUUUUACAACAUUUUGACAAUAAAUGCAAGUAAUUCCAAAAUAUGCAAAUUUACGAAAAUUAUGUGGGAAAUCCUCUAUUGUGACCGAUACGAUGUAAUAACAAAAUUUACUUUCCAUUCUUGCCGUUUAACAACGAUUUUAUGCGGUUUACUCCGAUUUUUUGCUCAUUCGUGACUGGGUGCCCCAACUUCAAACAGCCCGUUCUCAGACAGCUCGGUUCGCACGUUCAAGUUUUUUACACUGCUGAAACCGCUAUGACCUCUACUUUCAAAAUAUGAAAUAAAAAUGAGCAUAAUUUUGGUUAAAUUUUCGAGAAAUUUGCAUAUUUUUGAAUUUUUGCAUAAAUAUUCAAAUUUUUUUGCCACUUCCCGGGGUCCUAGAAACUUGGUGUAGCUAACAAAAAGCCAUCUUUCGGCACGCUGAACACACUGGUAAAGAUCCCGUCUCGCUACGACAUCUGGUUCCCGAGUUAUGACAAAAUGAGUCAUGUUACCGUAACCCAAAGUACAGUAAGAUUUCGAAAAAAAGUUAACGGGAAAGUUUCUUAGAAUGGCACGUAGCUACAGUUUUCCAAGUUUAAAGAAAAUUGGAGCAGUUUUAUUUUUCGUGUAGCCAGGGUUGUUGACCUGCGCUCGACUUUUAGAAAAAUCGUGUUUUAAAAAAAAAAUUUUUUUGACAUUGCAUUUUCAGGUCUGGCGACACGGCGACCGAAUGCCCGACCGAGAUAUGCCCAAAUUUGGAGUGAAAUGGCCGCUUCCCACCGGAGAAAUGAGUGUGGUAAGCAAAAUGGGGAAAAGUUCCUUAUUCUGGCCACAACAAAGGUAUUCUGCGAACUGCGCCCAAGCUUGGUAACUAAAGUUAGGAAAAAAAAUCGACCUAACUGGCACUGAAUUACUAUAAUAGCAAGUUUUAAGUGUAUCUACGAAGGCGAUGACGACUCAUUUAGUUCUAUACGGAGGCAAUAAGUUUAGUUCCGGACAUGUUUCAUCGUAUAAAGUGUGAAAUCGCAGGCUGCAGACGCUUUUGAAGGGUAAGAUGGUACGUAAAAAGAAGGUAACUCACUAACUAAAUCCACUGUCCGGGCAUUGACAACGAUGAAUUGAGCCUGCACGCGAAAUUUGGGCUAAUUCCGACCAGUUUCCGCAAAGUUAUAAGUUGUGGCCAGAAUAAGGAACCCGUUUUUCUAUGAAAAAAGCCUAAAUAAAUAGUGUAAAAAAGGGCCUCAAAGUUAGCUAAAAUCCAUACGAACUGGCUUUACUGUACCAUACGAAGCCGGUUUCGACAAAAAAACCAAAAAAAAACUUACCAAUAAUUUUGUGACAUUUCGUCGAAAAAUCGAUAAUAUUGGUUAUCCAUCUCAGAUCUCAUCAACUACAAUGUAAAUUGUUUCAGCUAGGAAUGGAACAGCAGUUCAAACUCGGAGAGAAGCUACGAACUCGGUAUGUGGAAACCGAGAAGUUGAUCAGCCCGUAUUUCAACAGUGAAGAGGUGAGGAAUGAGAAGGGAUUUUCUUGAAGUGUAAAGCCUUGAUUUAGCAGGAAAUUAUACAGGUAGCAUUAGGAUAGAACGAGUAUUGAUUUGUGAAAAGUUUUAGCUUUUGAACAGCAGAGGUGACUGUGAUAUUUAAUCGCCUUUUUUCUUUUUCGAAACAAAAAGGGAGAGUAGGUCAGACGAAAACUACAUACAUGUUUUUGGCUACAACUUUUCAAAGGUUACAGUGGCGGACCUGAUCCAGCGGCAAAAAACGUACCGUUUUGCAUUCGGGAGGUAUGAAAAAAUGUGGCAAAAUACCUCGCUCUCCAAGCGAAAAAACUCAGAUUUCAAAAGCGCGCCAGCUCUUUUUGCCUUGAGGGAAAGGGAGGAGAGCCAUUUUUCAUGGGAACUAUCAAAAAUGUGGCAAAAUCCUUCCAUCUCCAAAUGAAAAAACUCUGAUUUCAAAAGCGCUCGCCCUUCAAAACGAAGUUUUCUCACUUGGAGAGGGAAGCAUUUUGCCACAUUUUUGAUACUUCCCGGAUGCAAAAUGGCACUUUUUUUGUCACUGGAUCGCUAUACUUGAAAAAUUUUGAUAUUUUGAAGAAAUAUUUUUCAUUCCAAUUAAAAAAGCCCACCAAAUUUUUUAAUCAUAAAUCAAAAAAAAAUUCCUCUACUUUUGGCCUGAAAUUUGCGAUUAUUUCUGUAGAAGUGGAGUUAAAAUUUUAGCGAAUGUCUUGGAUAAUAAAAUUUUCAAUUUGUGCCAAGUUCUGGCGGAAUCGAAAAAUCAGAAUUGUGCUUCGUUUGGAUAGAAAAAAAGCAAUUUUUUGUUGUGAUUUUAGUUUUUUUAGUAGGGGAAAUGACGCUAAUUUGAUGCAAUUUGAGGCAAACGUUAGACUGAAAAAAUCGGUCGAAUAAACAACCCCAUUUUUUAGAUCUAUGUCCGCAGUACGGACAAGAACAGAACCCUCCAAAGUGCGAGCAUCACAAUGAUGGGAAUGUACGGUCCGAAUGUGAGGAAAGGAACGGACGUCCCCGAUUAUUCCCCCUGGCCGGCUGGAUUUGUCGCCAUCCCAGUCCACACUGUCGAAUAUUCUACUGAUUAUGUGGGUAAAAUUUACUUUCAAAAUUGAUAUUUCGGAGUUUGAAAAUCUUUUGGGUCCAUAAAAAAUUUCACUCUAAAAAUUUUUUAUUUAGGUGGCAAAUGUGAAUCGAAAAUGCCCAAGGCUCCGAAAACUGCUGCGAACGAUUUAUUACGAAACGCCGGAGGGCAGGAAUAUCAGCAUGGUAAGUGAGGGUAAAAAUUUUCCAAAAAAUGAUGAUUUUUCAAAAUUCUUAAAUUUUCGAUAAAAACAAGGUCAUUUCGCUCUUUGAAACUUCUGAAAAUCCCUCUAAAAUCUCGAAUUGACCUCAUAAAAUCAUUUGUUUCAGGAUCCAGAAAACAAAAUUUUAUUCCAAUACCUCAGUGAGCAAAGUGGAAAGCCCAUCGACAUGUUCAAUUUUUGGUCGAUAAAUGACUAUGCGAUGGUUUCAAGGGCAAGUUUUUGGUCUCUUUUUUCUCCACGUACAACUAGAAGCUCUAAAAUUUCGGUUUUUAGAUCCACAAUGUCUCCCUGUCUAUUACGGAGGACUCUUUGUUCGAGCAAAUCCAACGAAUCGACGACCGAAUCGACCGGCUUCAAUUCGGCAUCGGCUUGCAGCCCUUCAAAGGAGUCGAUCUCAAAUUGGACAUGGCCAAAGUUAGAGGGUCGCCGAUGUUGUUUGAGAUACUGGAGAGGAUGAAUCGCAAGGUGUUUUGUAGAGAGACGGAAAAGGAAAAAAUGUCGGACGAGCAGAAGGACAUGUGCAAACGAAUGGACAAGCUGAAGUUUUAUGCUUAUUCUGCGGUGAGUUUGAGAUUCGAAUGGGGUUUUUAUAAGGGUAAAAUUGGAGGACCUGAUCCAGUGGCAAAAAAAGUACCAUUUUGCAUCCGGGAGUAUCAAAAAAUGUGGCAAAAUACCUCCCUCUCCAUGUGAAAAAACUCCAAUUUCAAAACGGAGUUUUUUCAGUUGGAGAGGGAGGUAUUUUUCCACAUUUUUGCUACUUCCCGGAUGCAAGACGAUACGUUUUUUACCACUGCAUCAGGUCCCUCACUGUACAAAAAUUGCAAUUUCCAAUAUUAUGCUUGACAUCAGUCCCUUGGAUAGUCAAAUUCACGGUGAUUUUCUUCUGUAACAGACCCCUCCCUUAGGGGAUCGGGGCUGACCGAUAGAUUGACCUAGCCUUCCGGGCCAGGUAUCUCACCGCCUUCCACGUACCCGAGCGGCGUAUCGCUCUACUAGACAAUACUCAAAUAUCCAUACCGGUUAACAAUUACAUUUAUUAUUCCAAACACAACCGCCAUCUUCAUCGCUUUUCCCUCUCUCCUCGAUCUUCGAUCGAGGCGCCAGGACUUGGGUUUAGACAUGCGCGGUAACUCCGCCUCCGACUUACGUCAUCAGCGUCGCUGGCCGCGACAUCUUCCCCCUCCUCCUAUCGCGACGACCGCGUCGCGAGAAUUGACGGCAAGGUCUGAAUAAGGCUUCAAACUUUAGAUAUCAAUAACACAUACAAAAAUGAAUACGACAAAUUAUAAUAAUGUAAAAUUAAAGCUUACUACGGUUAUUACUGCCUAUUUUGAACUGCUAUCGAAUUGCAAACGUUUAUCCCUUUAGACAAGACUAUGAAAUAUAAGGAAGAAAAGUGAAUAUUUCUUGGUUUUUCAGGUAUUAUAUUAAUUCACGACGAGCUCAGCGAACGGAGGAAACUGCUCCGCGUUCUGGGCUUUAUGGUAUUGUAAGUGCGACGCUAUAUAUCUUUUUUCCGAUAACCAAGAUUGCAAGAAAGACUAGAGUUUCAUAAGAAUGGGAGUCCACGUAGCUCUUCUGAUAGUUUUCUGAUAGGACGAAAGUUAAUACAGCAUAAAAUUGUCCAUACAAUACAUGCUGCGACCUGAUUGUGAGAGGAAGAAGCUGAGGGGUGUGGGUGUGGAGUAGUGAAGUGGAUGGAAAGUGUGUGUGAGUGGCAUAGUGACUGUGGUGCUUAGUCCUCCUCUUCUUCAUCAUACUCUUCGUAGUCGUCUUGAUCCUCCUGGUAGUCAUCUUCGUAUGGGUCUUCCGAAUAAUCUUCGGCGUCGUCGUACUCAUCAUCAUAUUGCGGUUCCUGUGCAUCCCAAUGCGAGGGUCCCGGUUCAUUGGUGGGCCUAUCAUAACUAUCAUGGAACAAAUUGAGACUUGCUUCUGACCGGCGCGGGCGGUCUUCUUGAUUUGAGAUCUGAUGCGGUUCUCUGCGCCGCUUGCGGUUGUUGGGGUGAUUUUCGCGAAAAUUGUUGUAACGCGGGUUGAAAUUCCGCGGUCCGGCGAAAGGGGCUCUUUUCCCUCUGCGAUUGUGAAACGGGUUGAGGCGAGCGAGCUUCCUCUGUACAGGGUGCGCCAAUAAAAUCUGGACUAAUGUUUUUGCUUGCCCUGCGGGCUGUAACAGUACGAGAACAAAGUUCUCGAUUGUGGACACGUGUAAUACGUCCAAGAAGCUAUCUUUAAAGUUUCAGACAAAAUAAUCGUCUACGACACUUGUUUUGCCAUUAUAAGUGCAUACAACUAAGGCGCCUGAAACACGGACCCCAAAUUGGUCAAAAAAUGGUUGCGCUAUCUUUACCGUUUUAUGCUAUGGACUGAAAUUUACUUUUUCUGAUAGAGCUCCGUUCGGUUUUUAUACACUGAAAUUGAUUUUUCCUCAUUAUGACAAUUAGGCUUUUUACAGCUCGCCAAAGUUGGCUUAAAAACGGGCCCUUUUUCACGAGAACUUCCGUUAAAUUAAACAUUUUUAUGUAGAAGUUUCCCUGUGUGAUUCCAAACAUGUUAAGCACCAGAACUACUUUUGCAAGGAUAACCAGAGUCAGCAUAGUCACCUUUCAAAAAGGAUUUUUCUAUCUGCUGCCUCUGGGGAUUAAAUAGUGGCUGUAGGGGCAUAAUUUACCAUAUCCUCGCUAUUCGAGUGAGCUUGGACUAGAUAUUUCUAAAAGUGAUUUGGCUACAUCAGCAUGUAUCCAGUAUACAACUCUAUGUUGAUUUUUACGCUCAAGGCCUUUCAUACUUGUUGCAAACUGCCAAAACGUUUCAAGUUCCGAAUGACCGAGCCUUGAAUUCCCCCAUGAACUUUUAUUUAUGAAAAAACGGUCCCCUUAUAUGUGCGGAUUUUCUUUUACACUAUAACAAUUGGCUAUCUAUACGCUCUGUAAUCACGGAAUUUUGGAGCAACACGGGCUAUAAUCUGGCGUUGAGAUCCUUAAAAACACAAAAAUCCAAAUUUUUGGGUAUUUUUUUGUUUCCGCCACCAACGCCGCCAGAUCGGCCACCAACCCUGGUUCCGUAGGCUGUUACAAAGACAACAGCACGUACUUUAUAUACGAUCAAUUUGAAGAACGUCAGUGACUAUUAGCAGAAAUAAUGGAAGAAUCAAUAUCCCAGUUAUCAUCUUGAAAAAAAAUUUCUGCACCUCCAAAAACUUUUGAUUAUUUUUUCAGCCUUGCAAUAGGCAUCGACCUGGUUAUUACCGUUGCUGUAUAGCACUGUUGUUACCCUUUCUAAAAGUGCUAAAAGUUUCCGUUCUCAGGCCAUCCGAAAAAGGCUAUAUGGAAUUUAGUUUUGUCCAGAUUUUAUUGGCGCACCCUGUAUAUUGAAAAGGGCUUCGCGAACGAAAUUGUCGGACCCCUGCACCGCAUUCACGCCGUACGCCUCAUAGCGUCCGACCUCAUUUUCCGCUAUCACUAUCAAUUCGCCUAGCUCCGUAUCUCUAUUAGCGCGCAAGCGGAUGGCGUCGCGUACCUGCCUUGGUAAAGCGGCAACUAAUUGCGCGCGUACUUGAGACUCUUGUACCGCACUCGCCAAUUCCCCGUGCUCCUCACUCGGAAAUGCAUACGUUGCAAGAUCACGCAACUCUUCCACCAACCCUAACACUGACUCACCCUCAGCCCAUGUCUUCUCAAAGAAAUCCCGGCGCGCUUUUCCUUGCUUCCCAGCUAUUGGGACUGCGCGAGCAAUCGCAUUUAAAAUUUCCUCUGGCUCCUCGGCCCUGAUUAGCUCUCUGUCCAGAUUGUUAUACACCACCAUGGCUUCAUCAGCCAAACAGUGGGGAAUAAGUUCGGCCGCUUUCUUGCGGCCUAACUUCCUCGCAUCACACAUACGAGCGUAUUGCUGCAAAAACGUGGCAAAAGGCCGCGGGUCGUGUCGGCCGCAAAAGGGGGUCAACGGAUAGGAGGGCGCGUUAGGCUCUUCCGUUGGGGCCAUGAUAUCCGAUCAGAAAAAAGUUACCUGUGCUAGGCACGGAUGAAGGUAAAGAAAUGAUCUUCCAAAUUUUAGUUUGGCCGGGAAGGUGGGCGUUGUUUGCAUGGGUGGGCUCGUUUUGGUUUGGCGCCACACCUUGCGUAACUUGGCGCGCUGACCCCUUGUCGCUUGACCUAUAUAUGUUCAACUUAAUGGGCCUAUUGCGCCUUUCCCGCUUUAUUUUCUCUGAGGCUAUUCUUCUUUGCGGUAAUCUUUCCAGUUGUGACCCCUGUUGCCAUAGCUCGCAGCAAUCAAAAAAAAAUUCAAAUUUUACAUCGAUACCGAGAGAAAAAAAUGUGUACAGAAAGGUGAAGACCUAGUACUUGUUGAUCAGACAAUCCUAAGUAAACCCUUUUUCAAAGAUGGUGGAUAUUACAUGCUUUUAGGGAAGUCAAAUAGCUCGUUUUAUAGCAAGUGGCCUCAAGUUAAUGUCAAUGAUGAAUCUCUAGUUUCUUUUCGUUUUUUUGAGAUCAUAUGUACUUAUUUUGCUUAUGCCGCGUUCAAGGAAGCUUUCAAUGUAGAAAAAUAAAAUUACACUGUCCCUGUCCCUGUAUAAAUAAUUUUCGAUCGCUAAUUUCUUUUUUGGGGGUAUUUUAUUUUUGGAUUUUUUAUUUGGUUUUUUCAAUUAAUUUUUUUUUCAGCACGACAUGACGAUAUCAGCACUCUUUGCGAUUUUUGGAUUUCCAGCCCCGAAUUUCGAUGAGAUUGGAUUGCCCUGUUAUUCGACUGCAGUGACCAUCGAACUUCGGCGGAUCAACCAGAAAUAUGUUGUUAGAGUAAGUUAGAGUAACCGCUGUCAAAAUUUUGGUUUAUUUACUGUAACCUUGGAGAAAAUGCGUUUUAUUUAUAGCGAUUUUGGAGAAAAAGUUCAUUAUUUGUUAUGUUACAGCAAUUUGAAAAAUUUUUUUUUUUAUGUUACAGUAAUCCUGGCAGAAUUUUUUUUUUCAUGUGACAGUAAUGUUUAGUCAAAAAAUUUGAUUUUGAGGCAUAAAAUUUCCCGUUUUUAGGUGCUCUUCUGGCCAGCGAACAAGGACAAAUUUCAAGACAUUACAAGUCACAUCAAAGGAUGCGAAGGGGAAUGCACUUUGAAACAAUUCAACGAAAGGGCAGAGAUUUACAGGGUCGAUGAUAUCAAAGAGGUGGGAAAAUUUAUUUUUACAUGUAUUAGUCUAUGUUUCUCACCGUUUCACAGUGAUUUUUUGACUCUUCAAGUUUUCGUGGCGGGACCGAAAAUCUAAAAUGCACAGUCAUAUCUUUGUUUUUUCAGUUAUGCAACACCCCAUUGUUCCCAAAUUCAACGGACAAAGAUUCAAACGACCCCAACGACCCACGAAUCCCAGUUCUGUCGUCGGGAAAUCUUCGGAGUUACAGUAUUCUAGUCAUGAUAUCUGCAUUCCUAUUCAACUCAUUUGGUCUGUAA
Bursaphelenchus xylophilus (pine wood nematode) is the source of this 9361-nucleotide messenger RNA. Lineage: Eukaryota; Metazoa; Nematoda; Chromadorea; Rhabditida; Aphelenchoididae. The record is from the annotation of a GenBank genome assembly.